AACACACUAACUUGACACAAAUUGAGUCUCGCCGAGCUAGCGCAUGCGGUUUAGCUUUUGCUCAAGCACAGAAGCUGCAAAGGCUGUUGGCAAGCAUGUGUAUGGCACUGUGAAUCUAAUUCAUCUCUUCGCAGCUGAGGCAAUCUCACUUGACACGGCCAAAGAUGCCUGCCGCAUCGAGGUUUGAGGCGGCCAAGCAUCACUCCAACGCAUACUUCGGGACACGGGCGCAACAAGAGAUCCGCGUGUCCGCCCCGCGUGCCGGCGGCGGCCUGCUGUCUUGCUUCGGCCUGGGCGGCGGCAACCCGUCCAGCCACUCGCACUGGGAGGAGCCGGCGCCGCCGCCGCAGCGCCUCUCGCCUGCUGAAGCGCGGCGACAAAGCAGCACAGGCGGCGGCGGCGGCGGAGUCGCGGGCGGCCGGGUCGCGCCUAGUGAUGUAUUACUGCUGUCGGCAGCCGCUGCCGGUGGCUCCAACCCGCUCUGCGCCACUGCUGCUGGCGGUGGUGUGGGCCGCCCGGUGCUGACGCACGUGACCUCCCACAGCGCCAGCCCUCUCGAGCGCGGGAGUGGCGGCGGCGGCGGCGGCGUGGCGGGCCGCCGGGUUGCCUCCGUGACGGCUGGUGCGGUCCACGGCGGCGGCGGUGGCGCUGCGGUGGCGGAUUCACCUCGCGGCACAGCUGGCGGCAGAGCGAGGGGCGGCUUGUUGGCUGGCCUGCUGGGCCGAAAGUCGGCCGAGGCGGCGACCUCCGCAGCGCCUGAGACUCCCGAGCACCUGCACCCGGGGGACGAGGACGGCCACAACGACGACGAGGGAGGCGUGGACAGUCCCGCCGCCGCCGGCCUGGCCCGCUCCGGCCCCUCCUCCACCUCAGCCUUCACCGAGGUGUUCCACCCCUUCCGCCACCCACGCAAGCCCAAGGCGUUGCGCAGCGCCGGAGCGACCGCCGCCGCCGCCGCCUCGCGAUCCGCCGCCGGCGCCGAUGCAGACGGCGCUGCCGCCGGCGCGCCCUGGCUCCGCGGCCUUGGCGCAAACGGUGCAUUCGACGCGGCGGCGGCGACGGGGGCCAAGGUGUCUGCGAUCGGUGCCAGCGGCACCGUCGCGCACGACGGCUUUGCCGCCGCCAUGGCGGCGGCUUCGGCGUCGGUGACGCCGCUGCGGCCGGAUGAGGAGACGGACGUGGUGGUCGCCAGCGGCUCCCACAUUGGCCUCGGGGAUUUGGGUCUGGGCGGCAGGCCGGGAGUAGUGCCGGGGAUUGAGUUCGAAGACGAGGUGGGUGCAGGUUUUACGAAUGGUGCUGACGAUGGCGAGGGGCGCCAGGAGCGGCACCAGCAGGGCGAGCGGCGGCGCACGGGCGGACGUGGCGCAAAUGGCGGCGCCGGUUACGACGAGUACGGUUACGGUUACGGUUACGACGCGGUGGCGGCGGCGGAUGAUGACUGCGGCUUCCAGCCUCGCUGCACGCCGGGCAUGGUGGCGCGAGAGUCUUUCCAUAACGACCGCGACAACUGCGGCGGCGGGGAGGAGGAACGCGUCCGCGGCUCCGCACCGGCCGCUGCCGCCGCCAGCGGCCGCUCGCCGCGCGUCACUUACGGCGGCGGCGGCGGCGGCGGCCCUCUGCCGCUACUGGAGCUGCAGGCGGCGGAGGCAGCCGCGGCCGCGGCUCAGAACGGCACGCUGCUGCCUGCUGCCUUUCCCGCAGCUUUACCGCGCCGCGGUGCUAGCUGCUCCGGCGCGCCAGACGUGCUGCCGCCGGUGCUGCUGGUCGGCUCGCCGGGUGGCGCCGCCGCCGCGGCCCGCCUGGCCGCCGUGCCGCCGCCGCCGCCACCUAGCAUGAGUGCCGUCCUGGUUGCUGGCAGCCCCUCCGGAGCAGCCGCCGCCUACUCGGCGGCACGACGCAGCUCCUAUGCGGGCGACGGCAGCGGUGCCGGGUUGCUGGGCUCGCCCUCCCUUGCCCGCCGCGCCGCCGGGCAGGCCCAGCAGGCUCAGCUGCUGCAGCCGGUGGGGUCGCUCAUGCGUGGCGCCUCCGCUACUGCCGAGGCAGCCGCUGCUACUGCCGCUACAGCUGCUGCUCCCAUGCAGCAGGCACGCCCGCGCCGCCUGGCGGCACAGGCCUCGGUUGCGGUGAGGCCCGGCGGUGCUCCUGCUGCCCUGGGCACAAGUGGCGCAGACGGCGCCGAUGGGCCGCUGCGCCUGCCUCCCACCUCCAUCCUCUCCCCGGCCUUCAUCAACCCCGUUGUCGUGGUUGAACCUCCCGCGCCGCAGCCGCAGCCGCUGUUCACACACGGCCUUAACUCCUUCGCAAUGCGCGGCUCCGCGCCACACCCCCUGCAGCAGCGCGGCCUGCAGACGUCAGGCUCCAUCGCCCAGCGCGGCGCCAGCGGCAGCGUGGCGGUCGGCGGCAGCGGCGCCCUGGCGCUCACGGGCCCGCUUGCGUCGGCGCCGCCGCCGCCACUGGCGGCGGCGGCGGCGGGCGAGGCGCCGCAGACGCUCAACCGCCUGGCGAGUCUGCAGGCGCUGCACAGGCACCGCUACGAGGGCGCGCCGCCGCCGCCGGAGCCGGAGCUGACACCCGAGGAGCGCGACGCGGAGGAGCGCCGCCGCUGGGCGGAGGAGCAGGCGGCGGCGGAGGCGGCGGAGGCGGAGGCGCGGCGGCGACUGAGGCAGCAGCCCUCGGCGGUGCUGCGCGCAGCCGCGCGGCUCCCGCCGGGCGCUGGGACGUUUACAGAGGAGGCCAGCGGCGCGAGCGCCGGUUUGCGGCAGGGCGGCGGCGGCGAUGAGGACGACCUGCGCCCCUCGCCGCCGGCCGCCGGCGGCAUGCUCCGCUCCUCCGCGCCGGCGGCGGUCGCCGGGCCCGGCAGCCCCGCCGCCCUCGCCGCCGCCGCCCUGCGCGCCGGCGGCGGCGUCUUCGGCGGCUUCGGCACAGCUGGCUAUAACGCCGCCGGCGGUGACGCCGCCGCCGUCGUCAGCCCGCUGACGCAAGGCGCCCUGGCCGCCGCCAGCCGGCUCAACGCCAUCAGCGACGCCGGCGAGGCUGGCUUCGUCGCGUCUGGCUUCGCCACCGCUGCCGCGGCGGCGGCGGCGCAGGCGGCGGCGGCGGCGGAAGCGGACCCCUACGGGCCGCCCGUGACGGGCCCCGCCGCGCUUAUGAACAUCCCCAACGGCCUUGCCUUCCUGGCGUCACUGCCGCCGCCGCCGCCGCCGGGCGGUCAGGUGCGCAUCGAGCCCCCGGAGCCCGUGGAGCCCCUGCCAGAGCCCGAGAUCAGCCACGGCUCUCUGGCGUCCACACACACCGUGUGCGCCGCCGCGCCGCCGCAGAGGACACGUACGACGACGGCGGUACGGCAAGGCGGCGCCGCCGGGCUGCCGGCGGCGGCGGUGCCGUACGUGGGGCUGACGCGGCUGCCGGAGGAGGUGGAGCCGUCCGCGACCGGGGCCAGCACGCCCCACGCGGCGGCGGCGGCGGCGGCGGCGGCGGCGCACGGCGGCGCGACAGGGGCGGCGGCGCCGCCGCGGCCUGACAUCGUGAAGCUGCUGCUUCAGGAGUUUGACGAGGAGUAGGCGGCGGCGGCGGCGGUGGACGUUUCAAAUUCUUCAGCGGCGAAUUGCAGCUCGUGUAUGGAUCGCGGGCUUGUCAUGUACAUAUGUUGGGCGGGGCCGCUCGUUUAUGGAUCGCGGGCAUGUCAUGUACAUAUGUGGGCGUUGCCUCCCUGCGGGCGCGGCUUGCCGCGCGAAUGGGCACACUCGGUUGAGCAACAGAGUACAUAGUAUCACAUAAGGAGACGAGGGCCGGCUAGGCAAGCACGGCAGCUGCAACAGAGCCACGAGUACAAAGCAAAGGGCGCACAUACAUUCCAGCAUACAGUCCGUGUCCAACCAUGGACACAUAAUAUCUUAAAGCAAGCGACCACGUCGCCCCGCAUGGCGCUGUGGGCUGCAUGCGCUGGUGAUUGAGCAAUACGAACCGUGGCACGCGAUACACAAGAAUGUGCUGCAAGUGUGGGUCGGAAAUGUGGUCGUGCAUCCAGUUCGGGCGAAUUCGAAUGCUUGCAAGACGUACAGCACCAAGCACGCGGGCGGUGGAGGCAACUGCCGUUUUCGUGGCCCCCAGGUGUAAAGAGAUGUGGUGAGGUGCGCGCGGCAACCGCACGCAACGCGUGGAGUGGCACCUAUGGGGUUACCUUGUCGCACCCCCACCCUCGAAGCACCCAUGGGUAACAUCCAGUGGCAACGCUGUGUGCACUGUGCAGUGGACAUGCAACAUUGCAACAGGGGUGCAGCUGUGCAGACUGGUGGUGGUGGUGGUGGAGAAGCGGGGCUGCAGGGAAGCCGGCGCGCCGAGAUGCGCGUACAGCUGAGGUGGCACAAGUUGCGGCAGGGUGAUUAUUUGGCAGAGGCUGUGGUAACACAUAUGCGACCGACCAUGUUCAUAUGAUCAUAAGUCAGCCGCGGUGGUUUGGAAGCGACUCGCAUCUGCUCAUGUUGCAACGGAUCAAGAGUUUAUGUGACACUUUGUGACUUGUGUUGGGGCACGCUGAAUGUCGUAAUUCUUGAGGUGGGUGAGGUGUGUCUGGGUGCGAUGGUAUGUGUGUUGGUGUUUCCAGGUGUUAGUGGACUAGGGAGUAGGCCCCUCAGUAGGGACCAUCACGCGCAUGUGAGGUCCUGUGGCGGCCCUUCAUCAUCAGUGGAGCCCUGCUGCCCUGCACAGCUCCGUGUUGCUAUCAAGAUUGAAAGGGGGCAGCCGCAUGUAACCGCAUGUGAAA
Messenger RNA from Chlamydomonas reinhardtii, 4762 nucleotides. RefSeq lists its product as uncharacterized. The coding region runs from base 165 to 3560 and encodes 1131 amino acids. The record is from RefSeq and is a predicted model, not a curated record. The transcript has 4 exons. Lineage: Eukaryota; Viridiplantae; Chlorophyta; Chlorophyceae; Chlamydomonadales; Chlamydomonadaceae.